This is a messenger RNA of Cryphonectria parasitica EP155, 192 nucleotides long. RefSeq lists its product as uncharacterized. The transcript has a single exon. The record is from RefSeq and is a predicted model, not a curated record. The annotation marks the transcript as partial. Lineage: Eukaryota; Fungi; Ascomycota; Sordariomycetes; Diaporthales; Cryphonectriaceae.
CUCUUGGUUUCCUGCUUCUUGGAAAAUUUUAUCGAGAUGCUUAUCUGUUCUUAUUGCAAGAAUUGUAAUUUCGGAUUCUGCAAGAUAUCUUUCGAAAACUCUUCUCAUUGUAUCGAAUGCAUUCGAUUAAACUAUUCUAAGUGUAAUAUUAUAAGCUCUUCUUUCGAGAAGCUUUGCAAUAUUAUUAUUUAA